Messenger RNA from Anguilla rostrata (American eel), 4373 nucleotides. It is a transcript of the gene agtr2, whose product is annotated as angiotensin II receptor, type 2. Gene Ontology annotation, molecular function: C-C chemokine receptor activity; C-C chemokine binding. The coding region runs from base 582 to 1736 and encodes 384 amino acids. Gene Ontology annotation, biological process: neurogenesis; brain development; immune response. NCBI's taxonomy places the organism in Eukaryota, Metazoa, Chordata, Actinopteri, Anguilliformes, Anguillidae. The transcript is spliced from 3 exons. The record is from RefSeq and is a predicted model, not a curated record. Gene Ontology annotation, cellular component: external side of plasma membrane; membrane.
UACCCGUGUCAUUGGGAUUUUUUUCAUUUACUUAUUUAUGAUUUUGGAGAGUGGGGUUGUGGGAGGCAUGUCUGACCAGCUUUGAAUGAAGAAACAUCUCACACAUAGGCCACAUUUGGACCACCCCCCCUAUUGAAACAGAGGUGGAGUCAGAUUGGGCUGUAGCCUCGCGCUCAUAAGCAGCCAGAGUUCUGCUUGGACACUAGGGCUCAGUAGUGAAGAGAUCUUCGUCGACUCAACAUCUUGAUCCGAUUUUUGUUUACUCGCCUGCUCGCAGUCCACCGGUGGCUGUGGACGUGGGUCCUUUCGGUCGGGGACCAGGGGCUGUGGGGACUGGGGGAAAUGACGCCCUCUUGGCCCCGCUGUUGGCAGGAGUCCAGCCUGCUGAUUUACAUGGGUGAAUCCCCCACGGGCCGUUGACUGAAUAAAAGAAAGAACAUGAAGUCCCUCUGCUGUCAGUCAGCCGAUGACAUAAGGACCAGCGCUUGACUGUAGAAAGAAAAAAAAAAAGAAAACUGGGAGGGGGAUUUCAAUCAGAGGGAAUCGCUCCGACAUUUGGUAAGCUUUCAGUAUUUACUGGUAUGAAAAUGGACUUCACCACCCCUCAGCCAACGGGGGAUCAAACUGUCACAAUGGCAAUGAUGCUCCUGGACAGCCUCUCUGGAAACGGAGAAAACGUGUCAUUGGAGGAUGGUGAAGCCAAUCAGUCGUGUCCCCAUGUUCAGGCCUUCGAGCACCAGAACAAGCUUGUUCCAGCCAUCUACAGCAUUAUCUUCAUCCUGGGCUUCGUUGGCAAUGGGCUGGUGGUGUACGUUCUGUGCCAGAAGGCGAGCCGCAGGACUGUGGCCAACACCUACAUGCUGAGCCUGGCCCUGUCUGACCUGCUCUUCCUCCUCAGCCUCCCCUUCUGGGCUGUCUACUACUCCUUUGACUACAACUGGGUGUUCGGCUCGCUCAUGUGCAAGGUGUGCGGAGGCCUGCUCUCCCUCAACCUGUACGCCAGCAUCUUUUUCAUUACCUGCAUGAGUGUAGACCGCUACCUGGCCAUCGUCUACCCCUUCCAGUCGCAGGGCAGCAGGAGCUUAUGCCGGGCACGGGCAAUCAGCUGCGUGGUGUGGGUGGCGGCCUGCGUCCCCACGCUGCCCACGGUGGUGUUCCGGGGCACCUUGUACGUGAAGCAGAUCGAUGUGAUGGUCUGUGCCAUCCUGUACCCCACGACCUCCUGGGACACGGGCCUGAGCUUGAUGAAGAACAUUCUAGGCUUCCUCUUGCCCUUCUCCAUCAUUGCUAGCUGCUACUGCAGCAUUGGCAAGCACCUCCUCACCUCCCCAGGCCUGGAUAACAGCACCAAGAACCUGGACCGGGUUCUAAGGGUGGUGGUGGCCGUGGUCCUGGCCUUCUUUGUCUGUUGGUUCCCCUUCCACGUGCUCACCUUCCUGGACACCCUGGCCAGGCUUGGGGCUGCCGUGCCCUGCUGGAUGCGGCAGACCAUCGAGGCAGCGCUCCCCUUCACGCUAUGCUUGGGCUUCUCCAACAGCGCCAUCAACCCCAUCCUCUACUGCUUCGUGGGCAACCACUUCCGUGAACAGCUGGGCAGCCUGUACAAGGCCCGGACGUCCAGCCUACUGCAGAAGAGGGGCUCGAUCAGCACGCGGCUCAGCUCUUUCUCCAGGAAACUUAGCGACUUGAAGGACCUGGGCCCUCUGGAGAAUUUGGGACAGCACAGUGCCCCCUAGUGGCUCCCAUUAACGUUAAUGGAUAGUUUCCCUUCAUUGACUUUGCAGAGGGGCUGUGACUUAUAAAAUCAGGGCUCUUAAAGCUCAUUGUUUCAACAGUACUGUCCAUAUCAAUCAUUGAGAGAGAGAGAGAGAGAGAGAGAGAGAGAGAGAUGGACAUUUACCUUGUUGCCUUGUGGAUGAUACAUUGUUCUGGGUAUUUUCAGCAGCCAUAACCACAUUUGUAUGGCAGCAGUUCACUUUCAUGUUGUUGUGGUUAUCCUUUGGAAAAAGUGUUUCAUCGCCUUGCUGAAAACUUAAUUUUCUGUUAGUUUUGUAUCACUUUAUAUAAACAAAAAGCUAUAUAUGGUAUAAAAUAUAAUUUUAUUUAAAGUGCACUUUUAAAUGGAUGCAAUUAAAGAACAGGCACCAUAAAACUUGUAUUUUUCUACCCGCAACUCAUUGUAACUCAUGUGUGACAGCUAAAUUCUGUAUCUCAUUUCUUUAUUAUGGUACUACACACUUCACUUCUGCCUGUCAUGAAGGUCUGUUUUAUAACAUGGAAAUGUUUAAUUCCUCCUAUUUGUUCUGACAGAGCAGCUGGAUUAUGUUUGGAGUACUCCCUCACAUUCCAACAAUAUUUAUCAAAAAAGUCAUGGAAGACAACUGUAAUAUUAUUUAUGUCUUUUUAUUCAGGGCCAAAAUUCAUAUUCAUGUUUUCUGAGUACCAUCAUUAUAACUUUGGGCAAAAAAUAUUUGUGUAGGUAUAUGACAUACGCUUGGAACUGUACUUUCGAUAAAUUAUAUUCUCAAAUAGUGAUGAUGUGCCUCCAUCAUGUUCUCUAUAUUACAAAUGGGUACACAGCCACUGUUAAUUCUAUAGCUUCUGAUUCUGAGUUGUACAAACAAUCCAUUGAAACACCUGGUUCUACUGAAGCAAUUCAGAUUAGCCAAGGGCAUCGCAUUAGUGCUUCACCUGGGAAAUGAACCUGCUGAAAAGGCAGAAGCUGCUUUUCCUCAUUACCAUGGCUAUACAUUUACUGCACUGUGUGUCUAUGCUGCUGGAGAAGGUGCCAGGCACCUGAUCAGCAAGAUGAGCUGACAUUGGAUGAUAUGACAGAGAAUGCCCUGCAGACUUAAACCCUCCUCCCCAAAAAAUUCCUUCCUAUAGUCAAAUAUGUGUCACCCUGGAAGACUCAUAUUAGGUUUUGCAAUCUUCUGAGUGAUAUAUCCCUCUCCUCAUUUUUUUUUAGAACCUAUGGAAUAAGGCUUUCUUUUGACAGUGCUUUAGCAUUUAAAAUGCAGUUCUGCUUGUGCUACUACUGACACUACUAAUACCAAUAUACAGUUUGUUGUUGCAGUGUGAACAAGGUGUAACUACAGUGCAUUAAUAAAAGGGGAAAAUAUGUUGUAUGCCCUAUUACGUUCAUACUGAACAUCAGUUCUAAAUAAAUAGAGUAGAAAAAGAAAUUAAUUAUAAUCUACACAAAUGUUGAAAUUGUGUCAUUUCAUUUAGGCCCUUAGAAUAUUGGAAAUAUUAUUCAUAUAAAAGUAUUAAAUACAUACUCACUGUUCUGCAGUCUGGCCAUGGAACAUGGAAUAGCGCACACAUAUAUAUAUAUAUAUAUAUAUAUAUAUAUAUAUUUUUUUUUUUUUUUUUUUUUUUUUGAUUGAUUAUUUUAAAAUGUUUCAGACAUUUCAGACAUGUUUAACACAAGAGCUGAAGCAGAGAAAAAACGUAUCAUUUUAAAUGUUUAUUUCAUAUACUUCAGUUCAGCAGAGGUGUCAACAGCGAUACUUUCUUUUCCUGUUAUAUAACAGUCAUAUUUUCUACAUACUGUAGAGAUCUACAGCCAUUAAUAAUGUAUGCUAAUUCUGUCCCACAUUAUUUCAUCUGAUGAAGCAGGUCUGCCUUCAAACCACUUUUGGCACAUAUUUGACUGUCACUUUUGUGUAACUUACAAACUCAGUCUGACUCUUCUACAAAUGUUAUUAUGACACCUGUUUUACAUUUUACAAACAAAAGUGAAGCCAGUAUUUCACACCUCAGGGAGAGAUAUUGUAGUGUACACAAUACUGCACACUAAUAGUGUGCAGAGCUGUGAUUGGACCGGCUCCACCAGACCUAUAAUUGAUCAUCUAGCCCAGCCAAAUCUCGACAUUCCUCAAACUUGAAGCGACUGGCUGUCCCCUCCCUACAUAGUUGCUUUACUCAGUCACACACACACACGCACACACACAUGCACACGCACACACGCAUGCACGCACACACACACAGAAAUAUAACAAAUAGCUCAAAGUAGGAAAAAAGUUUGAUUAACAUAUGAUUUAAAAAAUCUCUAAAUGGGAACACAAACCAAAUGUAUCUUUUGAUAUCAGAUGAUAGCAUCCACAGCUGCAUAUUUUGAUAAUCAAAUAAACAAACAAUGCCUAGCAUGACUAAUCAUAAAACAUUACAUUCAUUUCUUUAUUGUAUAUUUCUUGUAGCAAAUCUUUCAUCUUCUGGGACAGCACAUUGUCACUCAGUAUUCAUUGAAAAGAAAAAAAACUUUUUAAUGUGCCGUGGAAGACAGGAACAGCCCUGAGUGAAAAGUGCUGUAAAUAAGGCACAUAACUCAUUUGCUAGACUGACAGUAACAAACAAAAAAGGUGAUGUGA